CAAAGAAUAAAACUAGCAGGAAAAAAUUAAGUGAGAGAUCCAGGAAAUUCUCGUGGUGCCACUUGGGAGCAAAGAAUUCGGCAACUGCAGAGGAAGUGCAACAUUUUCUGAACCCGCUGAUGCACAAGUGGAGAUCAAUUCUGCAAGCAGUGAAGUGCUUGAAUGUGACACUGCUGCAUUGAACCAUAUCCAGUCAUAUCUAUCCUGGACUAGGUUAAAAUUGCCUUCACGAGGAAGUGAUUGUCGCCCUCGUAGGCUACGGUGGUUAAUGUAGGAACUAGGAUUGUGGAGCGGGAGGACCAGUGUUUAAUUCAAUGAUUUGAGUGGCAGUUAUCGUCGCUAAAUCCUUAGACGGAGUCAAACUUUGAUUGACGUGAAAUCGUCGAUUUUGAGCCCAAAAGUGCGGGCUUCGAGUUAACUUUGCAUUGCGAGUAGAUUGUCGCUGUUUCUGUGGCUAUGGCGGAUGAGGACCCAGCUGACGACACCGACGAGUUGCCGCCUUUGCCUACGCUCCCCUCCGGCCGAUUCCUUCGUGACGAUGACGGUCCUUUCCCUGACGACGGUGAUGAAUCCCCGCCCGCUUCGCCCCCAAAGCAGAAAGAGCGCGGUCGCUUGCGAAUUCAAAACGUCGGAGGUUCGCUUACCUUCCUCCUGCAGAUAGCGCUCUUAGCUUGGGGAAUCCGGCAAUUGCGUAGUGUUCUAGCACGUCGACGACAGGACAAUGCGCUUGGCACUGGAAGGCGAGUGAACGUCAUGCCGUAUCGGCCCGUGGAGCCGCCUUUAUUCGCGCACUUAAGUCCAAUGGCUGUGAAGAAGCUCGUGGAACUUGACCCCGUCCCCCACCACCUCAUCGACGUUCGUCACCCCGAUGCGACCCGCAUGGAGCCCAAGCUCUUUGAAAGUGUAAUCAACAUUCCCGAAACGGAUCUGAGAGCUUGUUUACAGCUCUCAGCAAUUGAGUGGAGAGCGAAAUUUCCCUCUGCAAAGAAACCAGGCCGGGAAGAUUUGAUAGUAUUUCUGUCAAAUCGUGGCAAGCGUGCUCAGCGCGUUGCCGCAGCUGCUGCUGAUCUGGGUUAUAACGGGUGCUGUGUUUUGAAGGGCGGUACUCAUGCAUUACGUGCAAGUUUUUCCGCCGAUGCUGGAGGUUUACAUUACAUGAGCAGGGAUGCUGUUGCUCUGUUGCUCCAGAAUAAAGAAGCCAUGACAGAUGAGAAGAAUGUGAGAGCGAACACUCCGUGGUUGAUUGACCUGCGCAGGCACGAUGAACGAGCUCUAUAUGGGCACAUUAAGGGGUCUUUGCAUAUUCGAGUGGAGGAGUGGCCGAAGGCAUUGGCGAAAGAUCUUGCUGCAUACGAGAAGCAAUAUCAUAAACCCAAGUUUGGCACUGAUGACAUUAUCAUCCUCCACUGCAGAUCGAGCAGGCGUGCUUCCUGGGCAGCUUACCUAGCUCAAGAUGCUGGUUUUAAACGGUGUUUUGUUUACAAGGAGGGCGCUUAUGGCUGGCGCUUGGAUCCAACAGUCCUUCCCUAUGACAGUUAUGAACUGGGUGAUGUGCCACCAGAGCCCGUCCAAUUUGACUUGGAGAGAGUAAAUUUUGAAGAUGCGCAGUCGGAGCUGAAGCACUUGGGACUACUUUAACGUAGGUUUUAGAAUCUAGUAAUGCACCGAGAACAGUUUAUUGUGAUGAGAUGAGCCUGUACUGAGGGGUUUUGUGUUUUGGACUUGAUUAGAAUGAGGGUUAAGUACAGCUGAAAAGAAUUUCAAGAACAAAAGCGAAUACAGGGGGUGUUCAAAGAAUGUGUGUUUUUCCUCCUGCAUGUUCUCAGGCCUUUGUUCAAAGAACCAAACUGAAGUUCAAAUCCCAUUCCCACCUCUUGAAUGCUACA
Messenger RNA from Physcomitrium patens, 1886 nucleotides. RefSeq lists its product as uncharacterized. Gene Ontology annotation, molecular function: thiosulfate-cyanide sulfurtransferase activity. The record is from RefSeq and is a predicted model, not a curated record. Gene Ontology annotation, cellular component: mitochondrion. Lineage: Eukaryota; Viridiplantae; Streptophyta; Bryopsida; Funariales; Funariaceae.